GUAUGAGGAGGCAGAAUGAACCACCGGUCCAUUCGAGCCCCAAUCAGAGAUACUCACUUCAUGAUCCGUCACAACAGCGUUGUUAACUCGCUGGAAUUUCCAACGACAGAUAUCUCCUUGCAUCCCUUGCUGUCUCUUCAUCACCAGGGCGAGGUAUGGGAGCUGCGGGUAACUACAAUAGCUACUAUCCAGAGCCCAGUGCGUCAUUCUCGAUAGCAAACAUGCCUGGCACAGCUAAAGCCUAUGGCUCUGACCAUGGCCACGACUCCAGCCAAGCGCAAAGCUUUGGCGGCUACGGUACUGCAGCUACGAUUAUGUAUAGCGCUGGCCAACCGAGCACCCAAAACACAGUCUAUGAUGCUCAACUGUUGAGCUCGUGGCAACCUGCAACUACGCAAAUGAUGCCACCAGAAGUUGCCUCGAGCUACCUCGGCUCUGAGAUUGGGACUUCAGCUGGCUCGAGCCAGCAGCAACCGGCACAGGGCUCGAGCGGAUCCGCGAUCGUCUAUCAACAGAUUAAUGCCAUGAAUUAUGCGAGUAGUAGCAUGUCAAGCGUGAGCGCAAUACCACAGGCGAUAAACACCGCUGAUGUCUCCAUGACGGACGAUCACGGCUAUGCGGAAGGCGCCCUUGAGGAGGAAUGGGUCAGUUACCAGCGGCAGCUAGGGAGCAUAUUUCAAGAGAUAGUCAAUGGGUCACCAUAG
Messenger RNA from Fusarium redolens, 704 nucleotides. RefSeq lists its product as uncharacterized. The coding region runs from base 156 to 704 and encodes 182 amino acids. NCBI's taxonomy places the organism in Eukaryota, Fungi, Ascomycota, Sordariomycetes, Hypocreales, Nectriaceae. The transcript has a single exon. The record is from RefSeq and is a predicted model, not a curated record.